This is a messenger RNA of Leptidea sinapis, 2247 nucleotides long. Its product is annotated as monocarboxylate transporter 1-like. Gene Ontology annotation, biological process: monocarboxylic acid transport; transmembrane transport. Bases 65 to 1504 code for a protein of 479 amino acids. Lineage: Eukaryota; Metazoa; Arthropoda; Insecta; Lepidoptera; Pieridae. The transcript has 10 exons. Gene Ontology annotation, molecular function: monocarboxylic acid transmembrane transporter activity. The record is from RefSeq and is a predicted model, not a curated record.
UAUUGCUCCUAGAUAGUACGAAGAUGGCUGCUAGAUUGUAUUCAUUGUCUUUCAAAACGUGAACAUGAGUGAGGUAAAUAAUUUACAAAGAAAAAGUUCUAAUAAGUACGACCCACCAGAUGGCAGCUAUGGAUAUAUGAUAUGUUUGGCCUUCACUGUAAUAAUGGUGAUAUUAAUGGGCUAUCACGAGUCAUACUCAACGAUAUUUAAAGAUAAAUUCUACGAUUUGGAAAUGGACGCAAGUAUAGCGGUGCUAAAGUAUGUUAGCGCGUUGUGUAUUGCUGUUUCUGGUAUGUUUACAAGUAAUCUCCUUAAGUUGAUGACUAUUCGAAAGUUGGGAUUUAUCGCGGUGGUACUCUACAGUGCGGGAUCAUUCUGUACGGCUUUCUGUAGAUCAAUUGUGAUUUUGUUCAUAUUCCAAGGAGUUCAGAACCUUGGACACGGAAUUCUAUUCAAUUUAUCGUUCACCAUCUUGACCCAAUACUUUGUGAAAAAGAGGUUAUUCAUUAUAAGUUUAGCACAGAGCAUAGUUGCGGCAACAGGUUUUGCAAUACGUCCGUUGGUAAAAUGGACGCUGAACCACUACGGGUGCCAGGGUACGCUUCUCAUGAUAACAGCGAUCAGCUUACACAACCUGGCAGCUGUGGCUCUCAUGCAACCAGUCGCAUGGCAUCAGAAGAAAGUACCUGAGAACAAAGAAAUUGACACAAAUGCACCUGCAAAUGAGGUCAGAACGAGGAGAUCAAGACUUCCACCAGGUGCGGCAAGUUUUGAAAGCACAACUUCAUCGCAUAGAACCAAAUCACCAGAAUUGAGUGGUAGAGUGAGAGAGAAAUUAUUGAACAAAGUAUUAGACGGCGAUCUUCGGCAGUUUGUAAUUUCAAACGCUUGUAUGGGGCUUUCACUUUGCUUAUAUUCUGAUGUCAUAUACUUCAAUAUGUUAUCACCAGCUUUAUAUUAUAUGGGAUGGAACGAGAAUUUAGUAGCAAAGGCUCUAUUACUUUUUACUCUGGGAAACAUUAUUACAAGAAUAUUAUUCACCGUUUCAACAAAAUGGCUCACAAAAGUUGGAAGCCAUGAGUUAUACGUCAUUGGAUUAUUGAUCGCUGCUUUAUCACGGCUUGGAAUGCUUUGGUCAGACAAUAGGCCUAUUAUGUUGACAUUCAUAGUAGUAAUGGGGGCAGCAAGAUGUAGUCUGAUUGUACUUCAUCCUAUAGUGAUAGCAGACUCAGUCACACCUGAAAAUUUCUCUAGAGCGAUGGGUAUAUCCAUGUUAAGUUAUGGAGUUGUUAAUGUUAUUCUUGGUCCCAGUAUGAAUGCAGUUCACGAACUAACAGACAGUUACCCUACAAUCUUUUACAUUCUGACAUCGUUUUUCGCCGCUGUCGUAGUUUUCUGGACGAUCGAAUUAGUUUACAAGAAGAGCGAACACAAAAGACGACCGAUACGAUGUCGUUACGACAAAUCCCGCUUUAAAUACGAUCAGAUAAAAAACAGCAUUUAAAAUAUAAUAAUACCUAUUGUUUUACAUUAAUAAAAUUAUACAACAUAUUAAAAUAACUUGACAAAAGUAUUUAGGUUGGUUCUUUUGAUUGUUCCAAGGCAAACGAUAAGUUAAGGCAAAGGUAAUAUCUAUAUAUAUAUAUAUAUAUAUAUAAAAUGAAAAUGGUCUUUGUUUGAGGCUCUUUCACGCCUAAACCCUUGAUCGUAUCGACAUGAAACUACCACCAUUCGAUGCAAAAUUUAUCCUAGAUGGUUUAUGGCUACUUAUUUUUCCAAUUCCUUCAUGGAUUUAUUUUCCUUUUAAAAUUCGCCCAGCGAAGCAGGCGGGAACGGCUAGUAUGCUAUAAGAAUGAAGAUCUCCUGUACACUCAUAAACAUAUUAGCCAAUUUAAAAAUGGUCAACAAACGAAAAAUAUAUAAACUCGCAAUUCCAUCUACUAGGCUCCGUAAAAUUGCUAAAUAUUUUAAAGUGGAUUGUGUUACACUUUAUAAUAAACUCCCAAAUUAAAUUAAAAAUUAUCAAUUAAAAAAAAUAAUGUAUCGUAAAUGAAUUAACAUCUUAAGUAUAUUAUAAUGUGAAACAUUAUUUGAAUGAUAAAGACAGUUGUGAUUAAUGUUUCUAAAUUUAUUGUUAAUGAAUAUUGUUACUCAUUUAAAUGCUAUUGUAACUUUUGUACUUCAUCCUGACUUGCACUAAAUAACUUGUAAAGUUUUACAGCGAAUAAAGGCUUUUAUGAAUUUGAA